AUGUCGCAAAUGACUCCUCACCACAGGCUACGGUUCCGACCAUCAACAGGAAACCCCAUACCAAAUCCCGAACGAACCGGCUGCUAUAGCUGUAAAGCUCGGAGAGUAAAGUGCCCCGAAACACGACCAGCAUGCGACAAUUGCAUGUUAAGGCAGCUCGAUUGCGUUUAUCCCUCGCUGUUCAAAUCACAAUCACACCAAUCACACCAACCCCACCGUCGUCUGCAAUCAAAUUAUAACGACAAGAAUUAUGUCCCUGCCAGCUCCCGCGCCGCCGCAGUUUCCCCCUUUUUCACAAUGGACGAUAUGCGCUUCUUCCACCAUUAUUUGACUGCGGGCUAUCCGUAUUUGCCAGAUGGCUGUGAUACAGUGUGGAUUACUGAGAUACCCCUUCUCGCCCACCAGGCCUCGACCGACCGCAACGCCCUACUCCUAAGCCUGAAAGAGGGCUUCGACCCGCGCACGCGCACGCGCUUCUCACACCUGACCCUCACCAGCAACGACGACGCUGAGGAUCUCGACGAUGACCCUGGCGACGCUAUCGACAUGGGCAUUAAUAUGUGCGUUGUCAAGCGCUUUGCGGAUGCAUUGAGGGCAUUGAUUCCACUCCUACAGCACGAAUGUCACCAGAACUAUCACGCAGCCAUCCUCGAUGCUGCCGAGGCAUUGCAGCGACGAGCGUGGGUCGAUGCAUUCAAUUCGUUCCAGAAGACGUAUGUGGUCCUGUGCACCAUUGACGAGGUCAGUUUCCAAAAUUACAUCAUCUCGCCAUCCGUGAGAGGCGCGGGGGCGGGAACCGGGCGGAGGCCAAAGUGGGAGGGGGAGGUGGAGAAGAAUGCGAUGUUCCUGCUUUUGUUCAUGUACCUCACGGCAUUGAAGGUGGCGAUGUGUCCGAUCAUUUGGCGCGUGAUACCUGAGCGGGCACUGUUUCCGCAGAUGAUAUUGCCGCAGGUGAGCUGGUUGAUAGACAUUAGUGCGCGGAUUUCGCCGGUGCUACGUGGGCAUGUGGUGCUGCCGUUGGAGGUUAUCACGAGGGUUGGGGCUGAGUAUGGGGUGUUCAAAUCGGUAUUUGGGGAGCGGGUGAGAGAGGAGUUGACUGUGAGAGCGGAGGAGAUGGGGUAG
Messenger RNA from Blastomyces gilchristii SLH14081, 1122 nucleotides. RefSeq names its product C6 zinc finger domain-containing protein. Lineage: Eukaryota; Fungi; Ascomycota; Eurotiomycetes; Onygenales; Ajellomycetaceae. Gene Ontology annotation, molecular function: zinc ion binding; DNA-binding transcription activator activity, RNA polymerase II-specific. The record is from RefSeq and is a predicted model, not a curated record. Bases 1 to 1122 code for a protein of 373 amino acids. The transcript has 4 exons. Gene Ontology annotation, biological process: regulation of transcription by RNA polymerase II.